AUGGCCGGCGCUCGGGGUCCCCGUGUGUUUGUCGUCUGUACAGCGGUGAUCCUGGUUCUUACAGGUAGAUCAGACGCCGCUGUCGUCUCCACCACUCAUGGCGACGUGAGAGGUUCAGAGUUCCUGACCUCCUCUGUUGUUGGAAAUGCCGUCUUUGACCGCGUCUUCACCUUCAAGGGGAUUCCUUACGCCGCUCCGCCUGUGGGGCACCUCAGGUGGCGCCAUCCCCAGGACCCCGCCAGCUGGACAGGUGUCCGUGACGUCACAGAGUUUGGGUCCAGAUGUCCCGGUUUUGAGUUCCCGCGGCCUGAUCCGAUCUACGCCGAGGUUCUUACAUCCAGCAGUCUCGCCAGUAGCGAGGACUGCCUGUUCCUGAACGUGUACACUCCAAACGUGUCCACCACUGCCAACCUGCCUGUGAUGGUAUGGAUCCAUGGCGGGGGUUGGGUACGUGGUAGUGCCGACACCUACCCGGCAGAAAUCCCCACGUCACUCCAUAACGUCGUCAUGGUAACUAUCAACUACCGGCUGGGUAACCUGGGCUUCCUGCCGACCCUGGACGACGACGCACCGGGCAACUUUGGUCUCUUGGAUAUGAUAAAGGCCCUGGAGUGGGUGCGAGGCAACAUCCGGAACUUCGGAGGAGAUCCCGACAGAGUCACCAUAUUUGGAGAGUCAGCUGGAGGCUGGUCCGUGUCUCUGCUCGUCAUGUCUCCCAUGGCAACGGGACUGUUCCACCGGGCCAUCUCUCAGAGCGGCGUGGCGGGAGUUCCAGUCGUACAGAAAGGCGACAUCAAACAAACACAAAACCUCGCCCUCAGCUUGAACUGCAGCACGGACUCCUACGAUGAUAUGAUGAGCUGUCUGCGAGGGUUACCGAGUGACAACUUCUUGACGACGGUAUUUCCCUCAGUGGUCAUCGAUGGUAGAUUCCUGUUACAAAGUCCUUGGGACCUGACGAACCACAAAUUCAUCAACAGGGCGGACUACCUUCUGGGCACCAACAACGACGAGUUCGGGUGGAUGUCAUCAGAGGCCCCGUAUGUGGACGCAGACGGGAUGACCAGGGCAGAGUUCGAAACUAACCUUCCAGAAAAUCUACAACUGAUGGUCAAACAGUACCUGGGCGGCAGAGUUGACACGGUCCUCCAGCCUGCGAUAGACCAGUACCUGGACCCCGACAUGGCGGACGAUCCGAUCUACCUGCGCGACCAGUUCCAACAACUCCUGACGGACGCGUGGUUCGCCGCACCGACGGUCAGGAUGGCGCAGGCCGAGGCAGGCAUGCCGGCAGUAGCGUGGGAAGCCUCCAGUCGAGUGUACCAGUACGAGCUGCAGCACAGCGCGUCGGUCUUCUCCUUUUUCCGUCCGCCGUUUGUCACGGGAGCUGACCACGGUGAUGACUUAUACUUCAUGUGGGGCAUCCCGCUCCUGCGUGACGACACCGGCGCCUCCUGGAAGUACAGCUUCACCCAGGAGGAGAGGGACCUGAGUCUGGACAUGAUGGCGUACUGGGUCAACUUCGCCACUAACGGGGACCCCAAUGACUCGACAGGAGCAGCGCGCAUGCGUGACCUGGUGACCUGGCCACGUUACAUGACGUCAUCUCAAUCCUACCUGAAGCUGGACGUGACGUCAUCUGCUGACGUCAAGAUUCGGGAGUCCAACAUGAAGUUUUGGAACGAGGAGGUGCCGAGGCUGAUGGGAAAGCAUGUCCACAACCACCGCGCCAGCGGCGGGACUCGCGAGACUUCGUGUAGCCUUUCUGUUCUUGUGUUUACGUUUGUUGUUUCCUAUCUGUUGUCCUGAGGUCCUGAUAACAAUCGUCUUGCGCCAUGCUAAUGGUAGUAACGUUAGUACCAUUAGUACCAUUAGUAACAUUAAUGAGUGAAGACCUUUAUUGUACAGUUUUGCCUAACCGAGCUAAGUACAGGUCAC
Messenger RNA from Branchiostoma floridae (Florida lancelet), 1938 nucleotides. Its product is annotated as fatty acyl-CoA hydrolase precursor, medium chain-like. The transcript is spliced from 10 exons. NCBI's taxonomy places the organism in Eukaryota, Metazoa, Chordata, Leptocardii, Amphioxiformes, Branchiostomatidae. The record is from RefSeq and is a predicted model, not a curated record. The coding region runs from base 1 to 1809 and encodes 602 amino acids.